Macadamia integrifolia is the source of this 1750-nucleotide messenger RNA. RefSeq names its product geranylgeranyl pyrophosphate synthase, chloroplastic-like. Gene Ontology annotation, biological process: isoprenoid biosynthetic process. The coding region runs from base 421 to 1554 and encodes 377 amino acids. The transcript has a single exon. Gene Ontology annotation, molecular function: geranylgeranyl diphosphate synthase activity. Lineage: Eukaryota; Viridiplantae; Streptophyta; Magnoliopsida; Proteales; Proteaceae. The record is from RefSeq and is a predicted model, not a curated record.
GUGUGGAGGAAGAACUGGUUUUAGCUUCCAUUCACAUACUCCUUUCUGACAUGUGAAAGCCAACCAGAGAAAAAGAGAGAGAGAGAGAGAGAGAGAGAGAGAGAGAAAGGGUGAUGGUGAUUAUCGUGUUGGUGUGUUGCAUACACUCUAGGCGUUGCAGCUUUCUUGGAAAAUCCACUGGGAAGUUUUGACACAAACUACAUUCAUUGCCCUCGCUACUACAGCAGCAGAUCUCCAUUAAGAUUCCAAUUUUUGCAGAGGAUUCAGAGAUUGAGAAAAACCCACCCCCCCCCCUCCCUUCCAUGCUUGUUUGUCUCUGUCUGUCUCUCUCAGUUUGAUUGUAUGAGUUUGUUUAGUUUGAGUCUCGCUCUGCUGCUUCUUCUCGGUUAAGGAAAGUAAAAUCCAAUUUGACAAAGAAGGAUGAACUCUGUGAAUUUAGGUUCAUGGGUUCAAGCCUGCUCGAUAUUUAAUCAUGCAGGGAGACCCAGAUCCCCAACUUGCUCGAGGGUUAGCCCUUUGCGGAGGUUGCCCAUGUCUUUCUCUCCAAGGGCGAGACGAGCUAUCAUUUCUUCUUCUGCUUCCAAAUCUGCGGUACAUGUCAUCAAGGAGGAAGAGGAGGAAAGACUGAAAGGAGGAGAAAGCCCGGAGAUGGAGGCAGCUCAGGCGGGCUUCAAUUUCAAAGCUUACAUGCUUCAGAAGGGAGCUUCCGUGAAUCAAGCCCUCGAAGACGCUGUUUCCCUCAAAGACCCGCUCAAGAUCCACGAAGCCAUGAGCUACUCCCUCCUCGCCGGCGGCAAGCGCGUGCGUCCGAUUCUCUGUAUUGCUUCCUGCGAGCUAGUCGGAGGCGAUGAAAAUACUGCCAUGCCGGCCGCGUGUGCGCUGGAGAUGAUUCAUACCAUGUCCUUGAUUCACGACGACCUCCCUUGUAUGGACGACGAUGAUCUCCGUCGUGGGAAGCCCACCAAUCACAAGGUCUUCGGCGAGGACAUGGCUGUCAUCGCCGGAGAUGCUCUUCUGGCCUUCGCGUUCGAGCACGUCGCCACUGCGACAGUCGGGGUUACGCCAGAGAGGAUCGUCCGUGUUAUCGGUGAAUUAGCUCAGGUGAUUGGGACGGGAGGCCUGGUUGCAGGGCAGGUGGUGGAUAUUGGUUUAGCAGGGGUUCCUGAUGUUGGAUUGGAGCAGCUUGAGUUCAUCCACAUCCACAAGACUGCUUCAUUGCUUGAAGGAUCAGUGGUUCUCGGAGCGAUUCUGGGUGGUGGAUCUGAUGAGCAAGUUGAGAAGCUGAGGAAAUUUGCGAGGUCUAUUGGGUUGCUGUUUCAGGUGGUGGACGAUAUCCUUGAUGUCACCAAAUCUUCCAAAGAUUUGGGGAAGACGGCCGGCAAGGAUUUAGCGGCUGACAAGACCACUUAUCCGAAGCUUCUGGGCUUAGAGAAAUCGCGCGAGUUUGCUGAGAAGCUAAACAAGGAUGCUAGGGAGCUCCUCUCUGAAUUCGAUCCAGAGAAAGCGGCUCCAUUGAUUGCUCUGGCUAACUAUAUUGCUUACAGACAGAACUAGUUCGUUCCUGGAAGAAAAUUUUUUGGUUGCCUAUAUUGUCUAGUAAUAAUUUGAAUGGAAAGGAUUCCAUGUUGGGAGUGGGGAAGAAGACUAGAAGGGCUAAUAGUCAGGCCUGUAUCAAAUCCAGAAUAACUAUGCAACCUUAACAGUUCAAUCCAUUAUUUAUAUAUGGUUCUGUCAUCUUCAGCUUUCGUGA